AUGGCCAAGAGAUCAGAUUUUGCACAGAAGCUGCUCGAUGAUCUCCGCCUAAGGAAAGAGCGAAUGGCUUCGUCUCACACCUCUAAUCAAUCCCACCAUUUUUCUAUUGAUGCAUAUGCUUACACAAAGCAAACAUACAGAGGAUCCAGAAAUACAAAAGCUAAUGAAAUUGUGAGUUCCAGAACUGGGGUGACGCUUAAUAGUUCUAGUAGAAGCCAUAGAUCAGUAAACAAUGGGCAAGUUUCAAAUCAGAUGGUUCCAUAUGGGAAAGGUCAGAGCUCAAGGCAAACUGGUGAUAUAUCCCUGGCCCUGGCUUUUGCCUUUGAGAAUGGAGGGAAACUAAAAAGAAAUGAUUCAAUUAUGGGUUUCCUUCACCAAAUUAAAAGAGGAACUUUGGAAUUCAGCAUGUCAGAAAGACAAUUAGCUUCAACUAGCAACUAUCCUAAGCAAGUAAACGAGAUAUCCAAAGGUGCACACAAACUAAAUCAGAUACUGAGAGCCUGCUCCAAUGGUCUUAACAUGGAAACAUAUUCGAUACAAUUUGCAAAGGAACUAUUGCAAGGAGCUAUUGAUUUGGAAGAGUCCCUCAGGAUGCUAGUAGACCUGCAAAAUAAUUCACAGUUUAUGAUUACCUCGCAAAAGAAAAAUCGAAUCACACUAUUAGAGGAAGAUAACGACGAUGAUGAUGACACAGGCAUGGAAAUGCAACUGGCAAGACCAACUUUCUCUUUUGACAAACAUACUACUCAGAAUAUACAACAACUUGGAAAGACUAUUUUAAUGCAGGGGCCAGUUACUCUUACCAGCUCUAAGGAAGGCAGAAACUCAAAUAAUGAGAACAAAACCGUGAAGAGACAAGUUUCUCGGAAGAGAUCAACUAAAACUAGCUCUAUCUCUACCUCUGGCAUUAAGAAUGUCAAUGCUAGUUCAGAAGGGAAAAACCAGACGGCCUCCAACCCAGAGAAGGGUAGGAUUCCAAAUGUAAUAGCCAAAUUAAUGGGGCUGGACAUCCUUCCUGACAAAGUGGAAAUGCAAUCAAAACACGUGAUGCUACAGAAAAGGGAAGGAAUAUCACCCAAGCAUACUGCCAAAGGAAAUACUAAGAAGAUUGAACUGCAGAGCAAAGAAACAGAUAAUUUGGUUCCUCUAAAAAACCAAAAAGUGAUUGAAGCCUUCAAAACGCCUGCAAUUCAGGGUGAAGAGAUGAUAUCUGGGACAAAUAAAAACUUGCUUGUAGAAAAAACCAGCUCUGAGUUGUCUCUUCAGAAUGGAAAACCACCGUGGAGAGACCUGGAUGGAACAAAAGCACUGAAAGGAUUUGACAAGCCCAGCAUAAAAGUUGACAAGCAGACUAAAAGUUCCGCUGAAAAGAAUCUUACUAGAGAAAGUCAAAAGGAUGCUCAGGAGAUAGAAAGAAAGAAGGAUCACCCCAAUAACAGUGACAGGGAGCAGAAAGGCACUGUAAAGGGCAGAACCAAUGACCCAGUUCCGAACAACAUGCUAUCCCAGAUGGAACAAGUGGAUGAAAGAUCAGAAGCUAAGUCCUCGAUUCAGGAAGACAAGGAUGUCAAUGCAAAUAUUCUUCAGCCUGAAAAAAGACACACAAACAAGAACAUCAUGAACAAUGAAAGGAAGUCUCGGAACAACGUUGGAAUACCAAAGUCACACGUACUCUCCAAAAAUGGUCCUCAUGAAGAAAAACAUCGCAGAGAACAACAACUCCAGGUGAGGGACGAACAACUGUUAAUGAUGAGACCACAAGGAGGGAAUGAAAUGACAUCAAAGAAUUCACCAAAAUCUCCUCUUCCUCAGAAGAAACAGCUAUCCAUGAACCAGGCCACACUGUUUAAGAAAAUCGUUGGAGAAAAAAAUGUUGCUGCUAUGAAAUCGGAAGGCCUUUUAACUAAUCAUUAUGAUCUAGUCAGAUAUGAAGCAUCCAAUCAUCCAAAGAACAAAGUAAAAGAAAUUGUACAUAGGAAGUCAGGCCAAAUUUGCUCUCCAAGAGAUCAAGAAUAUGAACGAGCUAAGAGAAGUGGCAUUAGAACUUUGAUGGAUGAAAAACACGUCUAUAAACUGGCAAGCAAGAAAAUAAAGAAUUCCAGAAAGCAAAGUGUUGAUGUGCCCGGAAAGAUUGAUCGAGUGUUGACUGGAAGAAAUGGAGCCAAGCUCAUCUCUAAACAAGGAAAACAGCAGAUUCCCAUUGCUGACAAAUUUGAAGUUUUGAAUGAAGCUGAACAAGAAACGAUUCGCUUGGUCAGAGAAACAGAUGCACAAAUCAUUAGCCCCAAUGAACCAGUAUAUGUGGAUUCGACUGAACCAUUGGAUGUGAGGCGCCAACCCCAUAAGGAAGCUGAACUACCUCCUACAUUGUCCAGUUCUGUUGGCGGAGAACUUCAAAGCCAACAAGAUUUGGUAGCAUUAGUUCCCAAUGAUUUGCAUUGCCAAGCUGUGUUAUCAUCGCCAGAUCCUGUUGCAGCAGAUGAAGGAUUCGUGACUGGUGAGGUUGCAUUACAGAAAACAAAUGGAAUUCAGGAAGACAGAUUGCGUGUUAAGCACUCAAACCUAGAAGGUCGGAAUAUUUCUGAAAAAAGCUUCCAACAGCCACUAACAGAAAGUGAAAACUGCCUCAAGUGGAUACUGGUCAUGAGUCAACUAUUCGUCAACACUGCAGAAGCACUUUUCAAACUGAACAUCCCGUUUAACGUUCUUCAAGGUGGUGGUCGGGAGAUUCAAGACCAAGCCAGCAAACUCAUAUUAGACUGUGGGUAUGAAGUGAUGAAAAGAAAGGGGAUACGGCAGGAACUCAAAGUACAUAGUUAUUCAACUAUAUCAAUGGGUACCGCCAACAUAAUAACCUUUGAUGACUUAGUUAGGCAGCUGAAUGAAGACAUGGAGAAGCUCAAAUUCUACAGUAGGAAAAAAAGUUAUCAAGUUGUUGAGGAGGACUACCUUUCUAAAAUGCUUGAACAUGAUGUUUAUGACAAAGAUCCAGACAUGAACUGCAUGUGGGAUUUAGGUUGGAAUGAUGAGACACUUGCAUUUAUCGAGAAAUACGAUGUUAUAAGGGAUACAGAAAAGCAUAUACUUAGUGUUCUACUGGAUGAGAUCACCCUGGAUUUUUACAUGUUCAAUCAGACACCGAAACAGUAG
Messenger RNA from Sphenostylis stenocarpa, 3150 nucleotides. Lineage: Eukaryota; Viridiplantae; Streptophyta; Magnoliopsida; Fabales; Fabaceae. The record is from the annotation of a GenBank genome assembly.